Coregonus sp. 'balchen' is the source of this 29067-nucleotide messenger RNA. The record is from the annotation of a GenBank genome assembly. Lineage: Eukaryota; Metazoa; Chordata; Actinopteri; Salmoniformes; Salmonidae.
AUGAUAAAUCAGGUAAAUAAAUCACGACACAUGAGUCUAGAUGUGUGGAAUUUCCUCCAACACUUUCCCUCUACCAAGCCCAUCACUCAUUAGCACUGAAAGCCCUGUUUGGUAAAAAUAUCUGCUGACCUCAGAACAGUCUGAGCCAUGGCCCUUUGUGUAAUGUGUGUGUGUGUGUGUGUGUGUGUGUGUGAACGUGAAGGACUUCAUGUAUGUGAUUAUUGCAUGUCUGUGCCUGUCUCUUUCUGUCUCGAGAUUUGCCCAUGUGCAGUAUAUUACUCUCUCUCUCUCUCUCUCUCCACACAAUGUAGCCACUAUGAGACAUCACAGUGACUGUUGGCUGAAGGAAUAUGCUUCUGCCCUCCUCAGUAGGCCCACUGCCUGCCAUCAUGGCAUGAGCAGUGCCAGUCGUGUGAUAUCAAUGAAAUUGAGUGGCACCCUUAUCUAGCAAAAUGUGUACUGUUUGCCCCCAAAUGACUCAAUCCCUUUGCAUAGGAGUGCCCUGAGCACAGCUGCACUCUGGGAAGUAGGAGUGGUGCAGCACCCCCUGAUAAAUCUCAAUGAAAGAAUAAUGAAUAUAAAAAUGGUAUAUACAGUACCAGACAAAAGUUUGGACACACCUACUCAUUCAAGGGUUUUUCUUUAUUUUUACUAUUUUUUACAUUGUGGAAUAAUAGUGAAGACAUCAAAACUAGAAAAUAACACAUAUUGAAUAAUGUAGUAACCCAAAAAGUGUUAAACAAAUCAAAACAUAUUUUAUAUUUGAGAUUCCUCAAAUAGCCAACCCUUUGCCUUGAUGCCCCGUGUAACUCAGUUGGUAGAGCAUGGCGCUUGCAACGCCAGGGUUAUGGGUUCGAUUCCCACGGGGGGGCAGAAUGUAAAUGUAUGCACUCUCUAACUGUAAGUCGCUCUGGAUAAGAGCGUCUGCUAAAUGACUAAAAUGUAAAUGUAAUGUAAAAUGUAAUGACAGCUCUUGGCAGUACCUUCUUCCAUAUGUUUGGGGAGUCUCCCACAUGCCUUUUGGCGAACACCAAACGUGUUUGCUUAUUUUUUUCUUUAAGCAAUGGCUUUCUUUCUGGCCACUCUUCCGUAAAGCCCAGCUCUGUGGAGUGUACGGCUUAAAGAGGUCCUAUGGACAGAUACUCCAAUCUCCGCUGUGGAGCUUUGCAGCUCCUUCAGGGUUAUCUUUGGUCUCUUUGUUGCCUCUUUGAUUAAAGCCCUCCUUGCCUGGUCCGUGAGUUUUGGUGGGUGGCCCUCUCUUGGCAGGUUUGUUGUGGUGCCAUUUUUUUAUAAUGGAUUUAAUGGUGCUCCGUGGGAUGUUCAAAGUUUCUGAUAUUUUUUUAUAACCCAACCCUGAUCUGUACUUCUCCACAACUUUGUCCCUGACCUGUUUGGAGAGUUCCUUGGUCUUCAUGGUAACGCUUGCUUGGUGGUGCCCCUUGCUUAGUGGUGUUGCAGACUCUGGGGCCUUUCAGAACAGGUGUACAGUUGAAGUCGGAAGUUUACAUACACUUAGGUUGGAGUCAUUAAAACUAGUUUUUCAACCACUCCACACAUUUCUUGUUAACAAACUAUAGUUUUGGCAAGUUGGUUAGGCCAUCUAUUUUGUGCAUGACACAAGUAAUUUUUCCAAAUAUUGUUUACAGACAGAUUAUUUCACUUAUAAUUCACUUUGUCACAAUUCCAGUGGGUCAGAAGUUUACAUACACUAAGUUGACUGUGCCUUUAAACAGCUUGGAAAAUUCAGGAAAAUGAUGUCAUGGCUUUAGAAGCUUCUGAUGACAUCAUUUGAGUCAAUUGGAGGUGUACCUGUGGAUGUAUUUCAAGGCCUACCUUCAAACUCAGUGUCUCUUUGCUUGACAUCAUAGGAAAAUCAAAAGAAAUCAGCCAAGACCUCCGAAAAACAAUUGUAGACCUCCACAAGUCUGGUUCAUCCUUGGGAGCAAUUUCCAAAUGCCUGAAGGUACCACGUUCAUCUGUACAAACAAUAGUACGCAAGUAUAAAUGCCAUGGGACCACGCAGCCGUCAUACCGCUCAGGAAGGAGACGCGUUCUCUCUCCUAGAGAUGAACGUACUUUGGUGCGAAAAGUGCAAAUCAAUCCCAGAACAACAGCAAUGGACCUUGUGAAGAUGCUGGAGGAAACAGGUACAAAAGUAUCUAUAUCCACAGUAAAACGAGUCCUAUAUCGACAUAACCUGAAAGGCCGCUCAGCAAGGAAGAAGUCACUGCUCCAAAACCGCCAUAAAAAACCCAGACUACAGUUUGAAACUGCACAUGGGGACAAAGAUCGUACUUUUUGGAGAAAUGUCCUCUAGUCUGAUGAAACAACAAUAGAACUGUUUGGCCGUAAUGACCAUCGUUAUGUUUGGAGGAAAAAGGGAGUUGCUUGCAAGCCGAAGAACACCAUCCCAACCGUGAAGCACGGGGGUGGCAGCAUCAUGCUGUGGGGGUGCUUUGCUGCAGGAAGGUAAGGUGCACUUCACAAAAUAGAUGGCAUCAUGAGAAAGGAAAAUUAUGUGGAUAUAUUGAAGCAACAUCUCAAGACAUCAGUCAGGAAGUUAAAGCUUGGUCGCAAAUGGGUCUUCCAAAUGGACAAUGACCCCAAGCAUACUUCCAAAGUUGUGGCAAAAUGGCUUAAGGACAACAAAGUCAAGGUAUUGGAGUGGCCAUCACAAAGCCCUGACCUCAAUCCUAUAGAACAUUUGUGGGCAGAACUGAAAAAGCGUGUGCGAGCAAGGAGGCCUACAAACCUGACUCAGUUACACCAGCUUUGUCAGGAGGAAUGGGCCAGAAUUCACCCAACUUAUUGUUGGAAGCUUGUGGAAGGCUACCCGAAACGUUUGACCCAAGUUUAACAAUUUAAAGGCAAUGCUACCAAAUACUAAUUGAGUGUAUGUAAACUCCUGAUACACUGGGAAUGUGAUGAAAUAAAUAAAAGCUAAAAUAAAUCAUUCUCUCUACUAUUAUUCUGACAUUUUACAUUCUUAAAAUAAAGUGGUGAUCCUAACUGACCUAAGACAGGGACUAUUUUCUAGGAUUAAAUGUCAGGAAUUGUGAAAAACUGAGUUGAAAUGUAUUUGGCUAAGGUGUAUGUAAACUUCAGACUUCAACUGUAUAUACACUGAGAUCAUGUGACAGAUCAUGUGACACUUAGAUUGCACACAGGUGGACUUUAUUUAACUAAUUAUGUGACUUCUGAAGGUAAUCGGUUGCACCAGAUCUUAUUUAGGGGCUUCAUAGCAAAGGGGGUGAAUACAUAUGCACGCACCACUUUUCUGUUUUUUCAUUUCACUUCACCAAUUUGGACUAUUUUGUGUAUGUCCAUUACAUGAAAUCCAAAUAAAAAUCAAUUUCAAUUACAGGUUGUAAUGCAACAAAAUAGGAAAAACGCCAAGGGGGAUGAAUACUUUUGCAAGGCACUGUAAAUACAUAAAACUUGAGUUUUUUUCAGCAAUAAGGUACGAUCUGUUAGGCUUCUGAAGUCAUUUGUAGUAAAGUAACCAGAAUCUUGUUGGAAGACUAUUACAAGCAAUUGAGACAGCUUCCGCCAGUUGGCUAAUGUUGAUGUUGAGCAAAAAACACAUGGCUGCCUCACUUCGGCUUUAAUCCACCAGGAAUCCUAUCUCCCUGUUCAGUAAACAAACGCUAUCACAGAUCACCUGCUAUGGCCAGCCCUGCUUUAACCUGGGCCUUUAAUCUGUCUGGCUGCCUGGGAGUCUGUCGCAGGACCCAGCCAUGCUUAAUGGGAAAUAUAAUUUUCUGCGCCAGGGCAGAACAAACACAGAAUAUUUGAGUUUCGAAGCAGCAGACACUACUCAGUGAAGUCACCUGAAUAGGCUUUGUUGCUUGGAUGCUUUGACGAAUCGAGUCGGCGGGGAUAAUUGUUUCCUAGCUGUGUGGCUGCCAAGUAGAAAGCAUGAUUUGGAGGUCCGGUGUGUUGUGCAGACAUCUUGUUUAGCAGGCCAGGCAGAGACAGAGUGGUUUACAUCAUGUGAUGAGUGAUACAGAAUGCUGAUUCUAAUCGGAGAGGGGCCGUGGUGGCGUCUUCCUGUGAUCACAGACUAGCACGCAUAUUCAAAACACUGCAGCCUGCCUGCAGCACAGGCAUUCUCCCUCUGAUCUAGCACUAUACUGUCUGCAGUAAGGCAGGACAGGCGGCUGCAGUGUGUUUGCUGUUAUCAGUUUGUCAGUAUUGUUUCGAUUGCCUGUUAUCAUAUCUAGUUGCCAGAUAUAGCCAAUUUUCUCAUUAAAUUAAAUCAAAUCAAAUGUAUUUACAUAACCCUUUUUACAUUAGCAGAUGUCACAAAGCGCUUAUAUAGAAACCCAGCCUAAAACCCCAAACAGCAAGCAAUGCAGAUGUAGAAGCACGGUGGCUAGGGAAAACUCCCUAGAAAGGCAGGAACCUAGGAAGAAACCAAGAGAGGAACCAGGCUCUGAGGGGUGGCCAGUCCUCUUCUGGUUGUGCUGGGUGGAGAUUAUAAGAGUACAGAUUGUUCUUCAAGAUGUUCAUAGAUGACCAGCAGGGUCAAAUAAUAAUCAGUGGUUGUAGAGGGCGCUACAGGUCAGCACCUCAGGAGUAAAUGUCAGUUGACUUUUCAUAGCCAAGCAUUCAGAGGUCGAGACAGCGGGUGCAGUAGAGAGGGAGGGAGGGAGGGAGCGAGAGAGAGAGAGGGAGGAUAGAAACUGGAGGCUGAGACAGGGGGGGGGUCGGGGGACACUGUGCCCCCCUCCGACGAUACCCCCGGACAAGGCCAACCAGGCAGGAUAUAACCCCACCCACUUUGACAAAGCACAGCCCCCACACCACUAGAGGGAUAUCAAUAGACCACCAACUUAGUACCCUGAGACAAGGCUGAGUAUAGCCCACGAAGAUCUCCUCCACCACACGAGCCCGAGGGGGCACGAAACAGGACAGGAAGAUCACAUCAGUGACUCAAUCCAAUCAAGUCGCGUAUAGUGAAAAAAGCCUGGCACGAUGUGAUGCACCCCUCCUAGGGACGGCAUGGAAGAGCCCUAGUAAGCCCCCGUAAUAGGGUCAGAGGCAGAGAAUCCCAGUGGAGAGAGGGGAGCCGGCCAGGCAGAGACGGCAAGGGCGGUUCGUCACUCCCGUGCCUUGCCGUUCACCUUCGCACCCCUGGGCCAGACUACACUCAAUCAUAGGACCUACUGAAGAGAUGAGUCUUCAGUAAAGACUUAAAGGUCGAGACCGAGUCUGCGUCUCUCACAUGGAUAGGCAGACCAUUCCAUAAAAAUUGAGCUCUAUAGGAGAAAGCCCUGCCUCCAUCUGUUUGCUUAGAAAUUCUAGGAACAAUAAGGAGGCCUGCGUCUUGUGACCAUAGCGUACGUGUAGGAAUGUAUAGCAUGACCAAAUUGGAGAGAUCGGUAGGAGCAAGCCCAUGUAAAUUUACAUUUUAGUCAUUUAGCAGACGCUCUUAUCCAGAGCGACUUACAGUUAGUGAGUGCAUACAUUUACAUACUGGCCCCCCGUGGGAAUUGAACCCACAACUCUGGCGUUGCAAGCGCCAUGCUCUACCAACUGAGCUACAUGGGACUAAUGCUUUGUAGGUUAGCAGUAAAACCUUGAAAUCAGCCCUAGCCUUAACAGGAAGCCAGUGUAGAGAGGCUAGCACUGGAGUAAUAUGAUCAAAUGUUUUGGUUCUAUUCAAGAUUCUAGCAGCUGUGUUUAGCACUAACUGAAGUUUAUUUAGUGCUUUAUCCGGGUAGCCGGAGAGUAGAGCAUUGCAGUAGUCUAAUCUAGAAGUGGCAAAAGCAUGGAUUCGUUUUUCUGCUGCAUGUGGCCUUUUCAAGCUCUCCGUAACAUUCGAGCCAUGGAAACAUUAACUAUUACACAGCCAGUCCAUGAUAUCCAUUUUCAACCUGACACUAACCAGUACCUGACAGUAACUCUACUCCAUGGCUGUGUGUGAAUGGCCCAGCCCAGGACAGCCCAGCCUGGCUUGGCCCAGCCCAUGUCACUGUGUGUGUCAGUAACACUCAUGAAAUAUUGACAAGAGAUCAGCGGAGCUCAUUACCGCUCCACACACUGACUCCCUGCCGGACACGGUUACCCCCGACGACAACGUGGAAAAGGACACCGUCACUCACAGGACGACUCUCCCUGCACCAUCUCUCUCUUCCGCUCUCUCUCUACAGGGCGUCUCUCCAUCUCUCUCUCUCUCUAGCUCUCUACACGGCAUCUCUCUCUCUCUCUCUAGCUUUCUACGCGUCAUCUUGAUUGGUUGCAUAAACUAGUCAACAGCAGACCAUUAUAUAUGACUAUAAAUUACUUUUAACAUGUCUACUUUAGGGUUAUGUAAUGCUUGCUACUGGAGGUGAACUCAGUCUUCACUGUGGCUUCACUCAUAUCACUAUUUUAUUGUAUAUGUACAGUAUAGUACGGGCAGUGUUUAAGUCCUGUCAACUGUGUUGAAUGUGGAAUGUUAUGAGAGGAGAGAGUAAUGGCGGGGGAAGCAGGUCACUGUGCUGCCUGCCACCACAGCGGGCCGGACACAGUAUAUGACCCCAUGCUGCCUCUCCCCUGGUGACAGGAGAAGGGCGUGGAGAGGUAUAAUGACUGCCUCCUGCUGUGCUAGCCUGGAUGUCACAGUGGAUAGAUGGGGUCCAGACCCGCCUCCGAAUGAUUAACUGACUUGAACCAGAUAGCUGAGAGUCUGAAACCUUCCUUACCACUUUAACGUUGAUGUUGUUUUGCAUAUGACCACUGGGAGGCAGUAAAUCUGUUUGCGAAAUAAUCAUCCUUAUGGAAGAUAACCAUGGGUUGACACUUUCAAAGAGGCCUCACUAACCCCAUUAUUCUAAUAUCUCUCUCUCUCUCCAUCUCCUCCUUUCCACAGAGGUGUCAGUCCCUAUGAGUAUGAAGGAGGUGGAUGGUUACAUUGAGAAGCAGGUGGCCUACCUGUCAGGUGGGAGCUCUUUACUCAGGAAUGUCCUUUGGGUUCAUAAACUCUGACCUGUGUUUACAUUGGUUGUAUAGAUUCAGGCAGUGUCUACGAGAUGUAAAAGUAGUAGUGACAUGUUGAAACUAACACUGACACAGCUGUUCUCAGUUAAUCCAACAUUUAUAGACUAUUUAAAUGAUGGGUCAGCAAAGAACAUAAUAUAAUUGGUUAGUACAUUGCUGAGUGUGAUUGUUCAUAUUAAACCAUUUUUCUUCCCAGGUGGGCGUGGUGAGGACUCCAGCGUGAUUAUCACCCUCCCAGAAUACUCUGCUUUCAGUGACAUUCCAGAGGAAUCUUUAGCCAAAGUCUUAACAUACCUCACCCUCAUACCUCGGUGGGUGAACCACCAUACUACACUACCUUCUACUAUUCAUCUCUCCUCAUAACUUUCUCUGCAAUGCAGUGUGUUCCUGCUUUAGUCCAGGGUUAGUAUUCUUUGCACAGAUGGCACUAGAUGCUCUCUAUCCCUCAUCUAUUUCGAUGCCCUAGUGAUGUCCUCUGUGCCAGCUCAGAGCAGGUAUAUCCUAAGGAGGAGGGAUCAUAUCAUUGGACAUGGGCCAAAAGGGGAGUUUGAGUACAGGUCAACAGAGUCGAUGAACAUCCCUGUAAACAGAUCUAAUGUAUUCACUCUGCAGGCUUUCUUUCUGCACCAAGACAUAUCAUUUGUCUUAGGCUGCAGUUAGCUGUCAAAUGAAUUUAGUAUAUUAUGAGUUUUUCACUACUAUACCUAUACCUUGAAGUCGUAAGUUUACAUACACCUUAGCCAAAUACAUUUCAACUCAGUUUUUCACAAUUCCUGACAUUUAAUCCUAGUAAGAAUUCCCUGUCUUAGGUCAGUUAGGAUCACCACUUUAUUUUAAGAAUGUGAAUUGUCGGAAUAAUAGUAGAGAGAAUUAUUUAUGUCAGCUUUUAUUUAUUUCAUCACAUUCCCACUGGGUCAGAAGUUUACAUACACUUAAUUAGUAUUUGGUAGCAUUGCCUUUAAAUUGUUUAACUUGGGUCAAACAUUUCAGGUAGCCUUCCACAAGCUUCCCACAAUAAGUUGGGUGGAUUUUGGCCCAUUCCUCCUGACACAGCUGGUGUAACUGAGUCAGGUUUGUAGGCCUCCUUGCUCGCACACGCUUUUUCAGUUCUGCCCACAAAUGUUCUAUAGGAUUGAGGUCAGGGCUUUGUGAUGGCCACUCCAAAACCUUGACUUUGUUGUCCUUAAGCCAUUUUGCCACAACUUUGGAAGUAUGCUUGGGGUCAUUGUCCAUUUGGAAGACCCAUUUGCGACCAAGCUUUAACUUCCUGACUGAUGUCUUGAGAUGUUGCUUCAAUAUAUCCACAUAAUUUUCCUUCCUCAUGAUGCCAUCUAUUUGGUGAAGUGCUUCAGUCCCUCCUGCAGCAAAGCACCCCCACAGCAUGAUGCUGCCACCCCCAUGCUUCACGGUUGGGAUGGUGUUCUUCCGCUUGCAAGUUCCCCCUUUUUCCUCCAAACAUAAUGACGGUCAUUAUGGCCAAACAGUUCUAUUUUUGUUUCCUCAGACCAAAGGACAUUUCUCCAAAAAGUACGAUCUUUGUCCCCAUGUGCAGUUGCAAACCGUUUUGGAGCAGUGGCUUCUUCCUUGCUGAGCGGCCUUUCAGGUGUUUAUACUUGCGUACUAUUGUUAGUACAGAUGAACGUGGUACCUACAGGCGUUUGGAAAUUGCUCCCAAGGAUGAACCAGACUUGUGGAGGUCUACAAUUUUUUUUCUGAGGUCUUGGCUAAUUUCUGUUGAUUUUCCCAUGAUGUCAAGCAAAGAGGCACUGAGGUAGGCCUUGAAAUACAUCCACAGGUACACCUCCACUUGACUCAAAUGAUGUCAAUCAGAAGCUUCUAAAGCCAUGACAUCAUUUUCUGGAAUUUUCCAAGCUGUUUAAAGUCACAGUCAACUUAGUGUAUGUAAACUUCUGACCCACUGGAAUUGUGAUACAGUGAAUUAUAAGUGAAAUAAUCUGUCUGUAAACAAUUGUUGGAAAAAUUACUACAAAGUAGAUGUUCCUAACCGACUUGCCAAAACUAUAGUUUGUUAACAAGAAAUGUGUGGAGUGGUUGAAAAACGAGUUUUAAUGACUCCAACCUAAGUGUAUGUAAACUUCCGACUUCAACUGUAUUUGACUAGUAAAAGUAUACAUUUGUUCAGUGAAAAGUACAUGUGUUCAAAUACUUUUAUUGCUUGUGUUUGCAGAGCACGACAGCCAGGUGUAAAAUUCAUCAUCAUUUUAGACAGAAGACUGGAUACUUGGACCUCAAUCAAAACAGCACUUGCCAGAAUUGCGGUGAGCGAGUUAUAGUCUUGGCAAAAUGUCGUGUGUGCGCGUGCACUCUCGUGCAUGUGGUAAUCUAGUAUGGAAGUAUGGUAACUAUACUCAAUGAGGUCUGGCCCUAUCCAACUAAGGAACAUAUGAUUUGCUGCUGUGGCAAAAAACAAAAAUCCAGUUCAGAAUUUCAGCACUAGACAGACUGGACGUCAGGGUGGGGAGCUGUCCAUGGUUCUGAAUUGCCCAGCGCUCAGUUCCUGCUGUUUUGUGAUGGUAUCAUCUCUCGGUCUUUUGUUCAUUAAAAAUAACUAGUCGUGACUAUAUCAGUCAAAUACUGCAGUUGCGUUGACACUGUUUAUUAUUGGUCAUACAUAGUUUUCAAAGAAAAUGUUCUGUACUCAACGUAUGAAACUUGAGUCCCGUGGCAAGGGAAUUAAAAUGCAUUGGCCAGCACUCAGUUACGUGGAUAUUACCUGAUGACGCUAUACUUCGGCGAACGAUGAGAUUGCAGACAGCGCUGCCACCCUCCUCGUCGCAGCAGCGUUGAUGCUGCGGCUGUGGUCCCGCAGCCAAGUAAAGGGAACCAGUAGCCUACCUUGGCACCGAUUUGUAAGCGACGGGACGGGCGAGGUUUAGAAUGAUCGCAUGAUCGCAUAAAUGGCUGUAAACACGAUGGCUGUGAGUUACCAGCGCCGAGGAUUGCCCAGGAUACGGAGGAGUCCGGUAACGCGCUUUUUAAAUAGUUUGAUUUAGUGCUAAAAGAGUUGUGGUCAAGUUUGGGUGGGCAGGGGGAAUGCAGCAUCGCUCACUGGCUGCAGCUUAAGCGUAGCACUGCGGUGCAGAGCCUGAUUUCAGCUUAGUCAUGCAAUUGAUGCAGUAAGACAGAGAACGAUAGCUUGCUUAUGUGAAUAUAAACCCGGCUGCAAUAUUUAGCAUGUUGAGCUUGAAGGGCAAUGUUUAUGUUUGAAGUAGCCUAAAGCUAGAUUUAGAUAGCGAAGGCAAAUUCAUGUCAGAAUUAUUUUUGGAAUAAUCAACAUUUCCCACUUUAUUAUGUCGAUGUCCUAUGCAAGUUUUAACAGCUGAUUGUAACACCUACGUUUUAACAGCUGGCAUCUUGAAUUAAACCAAACCCAUAUGUUAGUAAGGCUAGACCUGCACCACCACAGAUGUAAUAAAAAUGGGUGUGAUCAUUAUUUUUCAAAUUUAGCUAAUAUGAUUGUCAUCCUAAAUGCUUUACUUGAUAUCUGAUAAUAUUAUUAUUAUUAUUAUUAUUAUUAUUAUUAUUAUUAUUAUUAUUAUAUCUGAUGCUGGAAAUCGCUCUGAACUUCAAUCAAAGCCUCAUCCCUAAAUAUAAUUCAGCAUACCUACUGUCUGUUCUUGAUUAGUGAAGCCAUUUUAUAUUGACUGCAACUUCAAUACACCUGUGAUAGGCAGGAUAGGUCCAGCUUUCCUUCUCUAAUUGACAGUGGGUCAGACUGAGAGGCUUUAUCUGCCUGAGCCUGAUUGCUUGUUAGUGCUGUCAAUAUGUCCUGUCAGAGUGAACAGAUGAUGGCUAUGCAUCCAGAAGUCCCUUCCUUUCAUAGUGAACAGACUGGCCUGGUGUUGGGUAAAGACAUGGUCCAGGGUUUGUCAAAGCUCUAGAUCAGGGCUGACUGUCCAACCCCAGGGGUGUGAUCGUGUCCCUCUCCCUCCCUGUCUCCAGGCCUCCUUCCCUGGGAACCUCCACCUGGUGCUGGUGCUGAGACCCACCAGCUUCUUCCAGCGCACCGUCACAGACCUGGGCUUCCGCUUCAGCCAGGAGGACUUCAUGCUCAAGAUGCCAGUAAGGCAGAUUAUUUACCAAAUCUAACACCACCACACACUCAUCUUUGAAGAAGUGCACAUAGUACUAAACACAGUCAAUAAUGUGCAGAUGAUUCUAUAUCUCCUAUAUUAGGUGGUGAUGCUGAGCUCUGUGACAGACCUACUGAGAUACAUUGAUGAGAACCAACUGACCUCAGAGUUUGGUGGAACCCUGGAUUACUGCCACAGUGACUGGAUCGUCCUGAGAACAGUGCAUACUUUAAACUUACAUACCAUUAACCAUGCAGCGACUCAGAACCCCAACACUAAUAUUACAACAUGUCUGAUGUGGAGUGACACAUUCAAACUUGGCCUGUCUGUCUGCAUCGUUCUGAGUGAUGAUGUCAGAGCAUACAUUGAGAAACGCUGUGAUGACGUCCCUGUGUUGUGUGCUCUCUGGCUCCCCUCCAGGCCAUAGAGAGCUUUGCGGUGACCGUUAAGGACAUAGCUCAGAUGCUGCAGGCAUUUGGCACAGAGCUGGCAGAGACAGAGCUGCCAGAUGAGGGCACGGCCAUUGUACACCUCCUCUCAACCCACACUGACAAGUACAGGAAACUCAAGGUAUAACGGCAGCACUCCAUUUCACACACCUUUUACACUGGACUCUAUGAUAAUGUGUGACAGUCUCGUAUCAGUGGCAGACUAACUGACAUCUAGUCUACAUUUACCCCCUGAUGUUUUAUAGCUAUUUUUCUUGUCUGUCUUGUACAGGAGGCGAUAUGGUCUGUAUCGAAGGAGGGUCGUCACCUGCUGGCUAGCCUGGAGGCCUCUGGGAGAGAGGAGGAUUCACUAUGGGAUGUCAGGCUGGACUGGGAGACUGUGCAGAGGUAUAUGACCUCAGAGGGAUAAUCAUACUACUGUCUGCCUAAAUGUUAUAGAGUGGCCUUGUAUUAUAACCUCUCUCACGCUGGUCUUUAGGCUACUAGCCCAGCUGAGGGACAUGGAGUCAGCCUUUGACGGCUUCUUUGAGAAGCAUCAUCUAAAGCUGCAACAGUACCUCCAGCUGCUCAGAUACGAACACAGCUUCCAGGAGGUAAGACUGAUCAUUUACAUAUUUGAUGGAUUGUUGAUGAAUUGUCCUAUGUCGAGAGGCAACUCUUGACGAUACACAUAGGGUGUACAGUUCAAUUGGAUAUUGGAUGGGGUGUUUUGAAGUUGGGAGGUGCAAUGUGUGUAACUAAUGUCUCUCUCUCCUCUUGUGGUCAGAUGGAGUUGUCUCUAGAGCGUCUGGCGUCCCAGGAGAGAGAGGUGUCGUUGUCAGGGGAGACGCUGGCUCAAACAGAAAAGACACUCAGAGACCUGGACAACCUGGAGGCCCACGCACAGGUCAGUGUUAACACUAGGACACACUCCCUCAUCAGAUCAACAGACCAGGAAUGCAUCUAGUGUAUACUUAAGCCUCAGGACCUGACCUACCAAUGAUGGUUGGCAGAGAUAGUCUUCUCUGGGUCUCGUGCUUUUGUUAACAGCAUUGGUUUCUGUAGCUAGGAUUUAAUUGUAUUUGCAAUGGUGAUACUGUAUGUGUGUAGACCUCCUGUAUGUUAUUGUAUGUAACUGACUGUGGUGUCCUGGGUGUUGCUAGGAGGAGAUGGGCCGUGCUCAGACCAUCAUCCUCCACGGUCACCAGCUGGCAGCCUGUCACCACUUCGCCAUGGCCCUGAUCGUGCAGCGCUGCAAUGAGCUACGCCACCGCUGUGACACGCUCAGUAAGGCUCUCAGGGCCAAACACACACAUCUCUCCCAGGUCUACCAACUGCUGCUACGUCUGGAUCAGGUAGAGGAUACACACAUUUUUUACACUAAUACACACAGGUGAGCACACACACUAUCACACACACACACAACUACCCACAGUAUUUAGCUGUUGAUCUGAAUAGAUGAAGUGCUGGCACAAAACCAAGCGCUAAUGUAUUUUUUGAUUACCGUGAUACUCUGUCAAGUGUUAACGUAUAUCCGAAUAUGAUUGGUCAGUGUGCAUGACAUUGUCUUGUCCCCUCCAUAGGCCCAGAGUUGGUGUGAUGACGGGGCCUACUUGUUGGCCCAGCAGCUGGUGGAAAAGUUCCAGUCUAAGGAGGGGGCCCAGGCUGCUCUGAAGGACGUAGACAGAUUCCUGGAGGGGGCUCCGUCUCUCCUCAGCUCAGGACCUGACCUCCUGGCCAUGGAGUUUGAGUCUGUCCUCACCCCAGAGAUACAGGUUAAACACCAACCAACCAGUGUCUCUCAUUCACAAACAGCUCCAUGGUUUAAAGAGAAACGCCCUCUGUAAUGGUUCUCAUGAACGAUCUAUGUAUAAUCUAUCAUAAAGCGUUCUAUACACAUAAUACAUUACAUGACUAUAAAAGCCUGUUUCACUAACACUGUUUCACUAACACACUGCAGGUUCUGGCUCCAUAUAAAUCCUUUAAGCCCCCCCCCCCCCUCUCUCUCUUCAUCCUCCACAGGUCCAGAUAGGGAAGACAUUUGAGAAGCACACAGCAGUUCAGGAGAUGAUCCACAACAGACAGAUCUGUCUGAGGAAGCUAGCUGAUAAACACAUCCGUCCCAUCCAACUGGUGGCCCCCCGGCCGGAGAACCCACCCCGCUCCAAGUCCCCACUCUUCUCCCCCAAACAUGGUAAGAGGAGGUAGUGGACACACAUACACAACACACACACUUGAUGAUUCAGGACAUGCAUUUGUCACAGUAGAUUUAACAGCAUCAGACUGUAUAGCUGACUGCUAGGGGUUAGAGAGGUUUACAGCACACUUUUCAUCAUCCAGCUCCAUUAGGCCUCCACCCAGAGCUCUGCUGUUUACCAAGGCCCUGUGUAGGCAGCCCUCCCCUGGACUCUGCCCCGACAGACGUCCCUCUCCCCUGGGUGUCUUCCCUGUCUUCAGCCUAGGGCUUCACACACCUUCCUCCAGCCCUGCAGUGAAGUAAUCAAAGCAGCCAACUACAGGCUCCAGUAAUGAGGAAGCCCACAGUGUUUGUGCUUGACCUGAGUCAGCGAUCUAGCUGUUUUAGCCCAGCAGUAUAAUCAGUCUUUAGGGGAUACUGUGUUAGCCAGGAUGCUAGUUAGGUACUGAAUGGCAGAGGUAUACUGUACAUGGUUCAUAUACAUUAAAGACCCUUUCACCUCCCACGUGCCUCCAGGGCUGGCAGAACAAAGCUAGCCAUACAUCAUCUGAUUAAUGAUGAUGAGGUGUGUGUGUGUGUGUGUGUGUGUGUGUGUGUGUGUGUGUGUGUGUGUGUGUGUGUGUGUGUGUGUGUGUGUGUGAGAGUGUGAGAGAGAGAGAGAGAGAUCCCAAUUUUGAUAAACUCCCAUAUCUAUUGGGAGAGAGAGAGACCCUGACUCACACACAGCAGGAAACCCGUUUAAGGGGAGAGGUGAAGAUAAAUGUGUUGGCUCUGAUUAGUGCGGUAGACACACAUGGACAGGGAGGGCUCUGAUCUUAGUCUAUGUGAGGAUCAAACAGAUCCAGUCAGUUACCCCAGGCAGUGGUAAGGGUGAUGUGUUCUUAUUUACCAGUAAUGCAGCUCACUACCAAUGAUUAACUAGCCCGUCCAUCAGAAGAGAAGUAUAAAGUCUGAACCCAUUACCAACAGUCAUCCCAGGGUCAAAGAUAGGUCCUGUGCGACCAGGUUGUCCUAUCAAACCUACUGUACAUUGUCAUAUCAUCGCAAGCAACGUCUCUUUGUAAUGAUGGCUCUAUUGGGUAAUGUAGUGUCAGCUGCUGUAUCGUCGAGGCUUCAUCAAAGCACAUAUAGAGACAUACACUAUAUUCAUUAUCAUUAUUAACAUGUUAUCCAGACAGGUCGUGUGUUUUUUCAUCAUUAUGAACAUGUUAUCCAGACAGGUCGUGUGGCGCAGUGGUCUAAGGCACUGCAUCGCAGUGCUAACUGUGCCACUAGAGAUCCUGGUUCGAAUCCAGGCUCUGUCGCAGCCGGCCGCGACCGGGAGACUCAUGGGCGGCGCACAAUUGGCCCAGCGUCGUCCAGGGUAGGGGAGGGAAUGGCCGGCAGGGAUGUAGCUCAGUUGAUAGAGCAUGGCGUUUGCAACGCCAGGGUUGCGGGUUCGAUUCCCACGGGGGGCCAGUAUAAAAAAAAAUAUGUAUUCACUAACUGUAAGUCGCUCUGGAUAAGAGCGUCUGCUAAAUGACUAAAAUGUAAAUGUGUGUAUUUUCAUCAUUAUUAACAUGUUAUCCAGACAGGGCUUGUGUUUUAUCAUUAUUAACAUGUUAUCCAGACAGGGAUUGUGUUUUUUCAUCAUUAUGAACAUGUUAUCCAGACAGGGCUUGUGUUUUAUCAUCAUUAUGAACAUGUUAUCCAGACAGGGCUUGUGUUUUAUCAUCAUUAUGAACAUGUUAUCCAGACAGGGCUUGUGUUUUAUCAUCAUUAUUAACAUGUUAUCCAGACAGGUCGUGUGUUUUAUCAUUAUUAACAUGUUAUCCAGACAGGGCUUGUGUUUUAUCAUCAUUAUUAACAUGUUAUCCAGACAGGGCUUGUGUUUUAUCAUUAUUAACAUGUUAUCCAGACAGGGCUUGUGUUUUAUCAUCAUUAUUAACAUGUUAUCCAGACAGGGCUAGUGUUUUAUCAUCAUUAUUAACAUGUUAUCCAGACAGGUCGUGUGUUUUAUCAUUAUUAACAUGUUAUCCAGACAGGGCUUGUGUUUGAUCAUUAUUAACAUGUUAUCCAGACAGGGCUUGUGUUUUAUCAUCAUUAUUAACAUGUUAUCCAGACAGGGCUUGUGUUUUAUCAUUAUUAACAUGUUAUCCAGACAGGGCUUGUGUUUUAUCAUCAUUAUUAACAUGUUACCCAGACAGGUCGUGUGUUUUAUCAUCAUUAUUAACAUGUUAUCCAGACAGGUCGUGUGUUUUAUCAUUAUUAACAUGUUAUCCAGACAGGGCUUGUGUUUGAUCAUUAUUAACAUGUUAUCCAGACAGGUCGUGUGUUUUAUCAUCAUUAUUAACAUGUUAUCCAGACAGGUCGUGUGUUUUAUCAUCAUUAUUAACAUGUUAUCCAGACAGGGCUUGUGUUUGAUCAUCAUUAUUAACAUGUUAUCCAGACAGGGCUUGUGUUUUAUCAUCAUUAUUAACAUGUUAUCCAGACAGGGCUUGUGUUUUAUCAUUAUUAACAUGUUAUCCAGACAGGUCGUGUGUUUUUUCAUCAUUAUGAACAUGUUAUCCAGACAGGUCGUGUGUUUUAUCAUCAUUAUUAACAUGUUAUCCAGACAGGUCGUGUGUUUUAUCAUCAUUAUUUACAUGUUAUCCAGACAGGGCUUGUGUUUGAUCAUUAUUAACAUGUUAUCCAGACAGGUCGUGUGUUUUAUCAUCAUUAUUAACAUGUUAUCCAGACAGGUCGUGUGUUUUUUCAUCAUUAUUAACAUGUUAUCCAGACAGGGCUUGUGUUUGAUCAUUAUUAACAUGUUAUCAAAUCAAAUCAAAUCAAAUCAAAUCAAAUUUUAUUGGUCACAUGCGCCGAAUACAACAGGUGCAGACAUUACAGUGAAAUGCUUACUUACAGCCCUUAACCAACAGUGCAUUUAUUUUAAACAAAAAAAGUAAGAAUAAAACAACAACAAAAAAGUGUUGAGAAAAAAAAGAGCAGAAGUAAAAUAAAGUGACAGUAGGGAGGCUAUAUAUACAGUAAAAUAAAGUGACAGUAGGGAGGCUAUAUAUACAGGGGGGUACCGUUGCAUAGUCAAUGUGCGGGGGCACCGGCUAGUUGAGGUAGUUGAGGUAAUAUGUACAUGUGGGUAGAGUUAAAGUGACUAUGCAUAAAUACUUAACAGAGUAGCAGCAGCGUAAAAAGGAUGGGGUGGGGGGGGCAGUGCAAAUAUUCCGGGUAGCCAUGAUUAGCUGUUCAGGAGUCUUAUGGCUUGGGGGUAGAAGCUGUUGAGAAGUCUUUUGGACCUAGACUUGGCACUCCGGUACCGCUUGCCGUGCGGUAGCAGAGAGAACAGUCUAUGACUAGGGUGGCUGGAGUCUUUGACAAUUUUGAGGGCCUUCCUCUGACACCGCCUGGUAUAGAGGUCCUGGAUGGCAGGGAGCUUUGCCCCAGUGAUGUACUGGGCCGUACGCACUACCCUCUGUAGUGCCUUGCGGUCAGAGGCCAAGCAGUUGCCAUACCAGGCGGUGAUGCAACCAGUCAGGAUGCUCUCGAUGGUGCAGCUGUAGAAUUUUUUGAGGAUCUGAGGACCCAUGCCAAAUCUUUUUAGUCUCCUGAGGGGGAAUAGGCUUUGUCGUGCCCUCUUCACGACUGUCUUGGUGUGUUUGGACCUUGAUAGUUCGUUGGUGAUGUGGACACCAAGGAACUUGAAGCUCUCAACCUGUUCCACUACAGCCCCGUCGAUGAGAAUGGGGGCGUGCUCAGUCCUCUUUUUUUUCCUGUAGUCCACAAUCAUCUCCUUUGUCUUGGUCACGUUGAGGGAGAGGUUGUUGUCCUGGCACCACACGGCCAGAUCUCUGACCUCCUCCCUAUAGGCUGUCUCAUCGUUGUCGGUGAUCAGGCCUACCACUGUUGUGUCGUCGGCAAACUUAAUGAUGGUGUUGGAGUCGUGCCUGGCCAUGCAGUCAUGGGUGAACAGAGAGUACAGGAGGGGACUGAGCACGCACCCCUGAGGGGCCCCCGUGUUGAGGAUCAGUGUGGCAGAUGUGUUGUUACCUACCCUUACCACCUGGGGGCGGCCCGUCAGGAAGUCCAGGAUCCAGUUGCAGAGGGAGGUGUUUAGUCCCAGGAUCCUUAGCUUAGUGAUGAGCUUAGAGGGCACUAUGGUGUUGAAUGCUGAGCUGUAGUCAAUGAAUAGCAUUCUCACGUAGGUGUUCCUCUUGUCCAGGUGGGAAAGGGCAGUGUGGAGUGCGAUAGAGAUUGCAUCAUCUGUGGAUCUGUUGGGGCGGUAUGCAAAUUGGAGUGGGUCUAGGGUUUCUGGGAUUAUGCUGUUGAUGUGAGCCAUGACCAGUCUUUCAUAUAUAUCCAGACAGGUUGUGUGUUUUAUCAUCAUUAUUAACAUGUUAUCCAGACAGGGCUUGUGUUUGAUCAUCAUUAUUAACAUGUUAUCCAGACAGGGCUUGUGUUUUAUCAUUAUUAACAUGUUAUCCAGACAGGGCUUGUGUUUUAUCAUUAUUAACAUGUUAUCCAGACAGGUCGUGUGUUUUUUCAUCAUUAUGAACAUGUUAUCCAGACAGGUCGUGUGUUUUAUCAUCAUUAUUAACAUGUUAUCCAGACAGGGCUAGUGUUUUAUCAUCAUUAUUAACAUGUUAUCCAGACAGGGCUUGUGUUUGAUCAUUAUUAACAUGUUAUCCAGACAGGGCUUGUGUUUUAUCAUCAUUAACAUGUUAUCCAGACAGGUCGUGUGUUUUAUCAUCAUUAUUAACAUGUUAUCCAGACAGGGCUUGUGUUUGAUCAUUAUUAACAUGUUAUCCAGACAGGGCUUGUGUUUGAUCAUUAUUAACAUGUUAUCCAGACAGGUCGUGUGUUUUAUCAUCAUUAUUAACAUGUUAUCCAGACAGGUCGUGUGUUUUUUCAUCAUUAUGAACAUGUUAUCCAGACAGGGCUUGUGUUUUAUCAUCAUUAUUAACAUGUUAUCCAGACAGGGCUUGUGUUUGAUCAUUAUUAACAUGUUAUCCAGACAGGGCUUGUGUUUUAUCAUCAUUAACAUGUUAUCCAGACAGGUCGUGUGUUUUAUCAUAAUUAUUAACAUGUUAUCCAGACAGGGCUUGUGUUUGAUCAUUAUUAACAUGUUAUCCAGACAGGUCGUGUGUUUUAUCAUCAUUAUGAACAUGUUAUCCAGACAGGGCUUGUGUUUGAUCAUCAUUAUUAACAUGUUAUCCAGACAGGGCUUGUGUUUUAUCAUCAUUAUUAACAUGUUAUCCAGACAGGGCUUGUGUUUUAUCAUUAUUAACAUGUUAUCCAGACAGGUCGUGUGUUUUUUCAUCAUUAUGAACAUGUUAUCCAGACAGGGCUUGUGUUUUAUCAUCAUUAUUAACAUGUUAUCCAGACAGGGCUUGUGUUUUAUCAUCAUUAUUAACAUGUUAUCCAGACAGGGCUUGUGUUUUAUCAUCAUUAUUAACAUGUUAUCCAGACAGGUCGUGUGUUUUUUCAUCAUUAUGAACAUGUUAUCCAGACAGGGCUUGUGUUUUAUCAUCAUUAUUAACAUGUUAUCCAGACAGGUCGUGUGUUUUUUCAUCAUUAUGAACAUGUUAUCCAGACAGGUCGUGUGUUUUAUCAUCAUUAUUAACAUGUUAUCCAGACAGGUCGUGUGUUUUAUCAUCAUUAUUAACAUGUUAUCCAGACAGGUCGUGUGUUUUAUCAUCAUUAUUAACAUGUUAUCCAGACAGGGCUUGUGUUUGAUCAUUAUUAACAUGUUAUCCAGACAGGUCGUGUGUUUUAUCAUCAUUAUGAACAUGUUAUCCAGACAGGGCUUGUGUUUUAUCAUCAUUAUUAACAUGUUAUCCAGACAGGUCGUGUGUUUUUUCAUCAUUAUGAACAUGUUAUCCAGACAGGUCGUGUGUUUUAUCAUCAUUAUUAACAUGUUAUCCAGACAGGGCUUGUGUUUUAUCAUCAUUAUGAACAUGUUAUCCAGACAGGGCUAGUGUUUUAUCAUCAUUAUGAACAUGUUAUCCAGACAGGGCUUGUGUUUUAUCAUCAUUAUGAACAUGUUAUCCAGACAGGGCUAGUGUUUUAUCAUCAUUAUUAACAUGUUAUCCAGACAGGGCUUGUGUUUGAUCAAAGCACAUAGAAACAUACAUCAUUAUCAUGUUCAGCUGAGAGGUAAUAUUUUGCAGGGGUCGACAGUUUGAAGUUCUCCUUCGAUCUAUCACUUCCUGGGAAGAGGACAUCACGGAAAAGCCCCGGCUCCAGAAAGGUGAGAUGAAGGAAAGGAUGACGUAAAAGUGGAGAAAUUGAAGAAAGUAAAUUACCACAGUGGAGAAAGGACUUUGAAGGCUGUGGCAGUUCACACACCUCACUAUGAAUGUCACCAUGGCAACAGUACAGCUGUGAUGUUUACAUUAAAGAUGGUAACGUUACGGUAACUGUAAAGGCUUGAGGUGGAUUUCCUUCUUUAAUCUGUGUUAUCUGAGGAUGUUAAGCCUGGUUGUCAGUGUGUGACCUGUCUGUCUCAGAUCGAGGUGAUGCAUGACUACCAGGAGAAUAGGAUCUCCCUGCUCUCCAGCCUGGAGGGAGAGGACAGCCCAGACCUUCUCAAACGGUCUGUCUGUCUGCUCAUCCUCUAUAUAAUCCCUCUGUAGUCUUCCUGAUUCCUUAUGUUCAGACAGAAUACUAAUGAGGCCCUCUGGCCCUGUGUCUCCACAGUCACGUGAUGAGGGAGCUAAUCGAGACAGAGAGAGUCUAUGUGGAGGAGCUACUGUCAGUGCUGCUGGUGAGAAGAUACACAGCAGCGUUUCACCAUUACUGGAUUACUACAGAGAGUUCUCUAUACUGAUGUAUGUGUGUAUGUGUAGGGCUAUAGGGCAGAGAUGGAGAACCCGGGCCUCGCAGGCCUCCUGCCCCCCAUCCUGCAAAGUAAGAAAGACGUCCUGUUUGGAAACAUGCCUGAGAUCUACAACUUCCACAGCAGGCAAGGACACACACACACCCCGUGGUUUAGAGGAAGGAUCCGCACUGUCAUUGACCUGUGUUGUUUUCCAUAAGCAUUUGGAGUCUCAAUGAACUGUGAGAUUAAACAUUUUACAUUUUAGUCAUUUAGCAGACGCUCUUAUCCAGAGCGACUUACAGUUAGUGAGUGCAUACAUUAUUUUUAUUUUUCAUACUGGCCCCCCGUGGGAAUCGAACCCACAACCCUGGCGUUGCAAACACCAUGCUCUGCAUCACAGGAGGUUGGUGACACCUUAAUUGGGGAGGACGGGCUCGUGGUAAUAACUGGAGCAGAAUCUGUGGAAUGGUAUCAAAUACAUCAGACAUAUGGUUUCCAUGUGUUUGAUGCCAUUCCAUUUGCUCCGUUACGGCCAUUAUUAUGAGCCGUCCUCCCCUCAGCAGCCUCCUGUGAUCUGCAUUCUCUAUAUCCUGCCUGCUGGGCCUGCUCCCCUGCUGGGCUGAAUGCUUAAUUGAAUGACUGCAUGAGGCCCUAAGCCAAUUAGAGCCUCUCUAACUAGUGUUAAAUGCGAGUUGCUCAUACAAAGCAUUUGAUUAUGCCAACAAGAGAGGAAACUGGCAGACACAGGGAUCUCAGUGGCAUGGCUGUGUGGUUGACCCCAGUCAUUAACUAUGGAGGAGGAUAGGAUUGGGGCCUACUGUGAGGCUGACUGUGUGGUGAUGGUUGCUGCUGUGUGUGAUUAGGGUAUGACCUAUUGACUUGACCUGUCUGUGACCUUUGACCUCUGACAUGACCUCUUGCUUCGACAGGGUGUUCCUGCAGGACCUGGAGGGCUGCCUGGAGACCCCAGAGGGAGUAGGGGCCUGCUUUCUGGAGCGGGUGAGGAAAGUCUAUAGUGUGUGUGUACAUGUCUGCAGUUGUUUCGAAACAAUUUAAAAAAAAAAUUUUAGUCAUUUUAGCAGACGCUCUUAUCCAGAGCGACUUACAGUUAGUGAGUGCAUACAUUAUUUUUUUUAUUUUUCAUACUGGCCCACCGUGGGAGGCGAACCCACAACCCUGGCGUUGCAAACGCCAUGCUCUACCAACUGAGCUACAUCCCUGCCAGCCAUUCCCUCCCCUACCCUGGACGACGCUGGGCCAAUUGUGCGCCGCCCCAUGGGUCUCCCGGUCACGGCCGGCUAUGACAGAGCCUGGAUUCGAACCAGGAUCUCUAGUGGCACAGCUAGCACUGCAAUGUCUUUACCUAUAUGUGUGUUUGACAGUCUUGUAUGGAUGGUGUGUCAUUGGAAAUGUUUGUGUGUAUUUCCAGAAGGAGAAUUUCCAGGUGUAUGAGUGCUACUGUCAGAAUAAGUAUCGCUCAGAGUCCCUAUGGAGGCAGUUCUCAGACUGUGCCUUUUUCCAGGUCAAGCUUAUUUUUUUGUCAUUCAGCCCACUACUGCUCUCUGUUGGUAGCAAUACUUUUUCACUAUACCAGAAUUAUUCAUUGUUUUAAUGACACAAAAUUACAUAUUAUUUUAAAUAGAUUCACUGUUGUGGUGUAACAGUAUUAAAGCCUUCCCAAUCUUGUCUCUCCUUGACAUAUUCUACAGGAGUGUCAGAAGAAGCUGGAGCACAAACUGGGCCUGGACUCUUACCUGCUGAAACCAGUACAACGCCUUACCAAGUACCAGCUACUACUGAAGGUCAGACCUUAGUGAUACACCCACACCUCGACCCAGCAUACCGUGCCACUAUUGCAGCAUUUAUAGUGGAUGAAACUAUGCGUAACCUUUAUCAUAAUUCAGUGUCCCAAAAUCCUGUAAAUGGUAACAGCACUCUUACAUAACCUAGCCCUACAGAGGGACAUUCAUUUCAAUGAAUUGAAUGCAUGACAUUAGGGAUUACAGAUUUAAACUAGAGCGAAAUCCCAUCUGGUUAAUGGGGACUGCUACCAAUUUUCUGUCCUGUAUUUGUCCCUUGUUUUCUGACAAAAUAAGGAAAAUCUUACACGCAACACAACAUCUAUUAUUUUAUAGUACAGCUGGAGAAUUUGGGAUUUCAACUUUCAACCAGAUAUUGAUGUGUACCAGACAUUGAUUGGUGUGUGUGUGUGUGUGCUUUAGGAGCUACUGAAGUACAGUCCAGGAGGCUGUGAGGGGACCUCGGAGCUACAGGGGGCGCUAGCAGCCAUGCUGGACCUCCUCAAGUCAGUCAAUGACUCCAUGCAUCAGAUCGCCAUCACAGGCUACCAGGUGGGGCCUCCUGGUGCUUCAGCACUGUGCCGUUGACACUGUACAGCAAAGUGGUUGAAUCUGAUCAUAGCAUACAGUAUAUUGGCAAUUUAUACAAUUCUGUCAGUGUGUGUAACAUUACAUUCAGCAUAACUAAACCAGUCCCUAUGUGUUGAGCUGUGAAUGAGCCAGUCUCUGACCCUGUCUGUGUAUUGUUCACCCAGGGAGAGUUGUCUGACCUGGGCCGGGUGCUGAUGCAGGGCUCCUUCAGUGUGUGGAUCAGCCAUAAGAAAGGCCCCACCCGUAUGAAGGAGCUAGCCCGCUUCAAGCCCAUGCAGAGACACCUGUUCCUGUAUGAGAGAGCCCUUCUCUUCUGUAAGCGCAGGGAGGAGCAUGGAGAGGGUGCAGACAAGACCCCCUCCUACAGCUUCAAGCACUGUCUCAAGGUGUGUGUGUGAAGGCGGUACUCUCUGACACGUGACACAUGCUCCCUUUCGGAACAGUCCCCAGUGGGAUGUUUGUUUUGGUUUGUUUGUCAAGGCGUGUGUGUUAAUAUGCGCAGGGCAUGGCGGAUGGUGUCACACCACCAGAUGUUCUCCUCUUGAUUUAUUAUUGAGUGCCUGAGCUUCCUGCCGUCACACAGAGGUGUGUGGGCCAGCCGUGUAGCAUGUAGCUGACAUGUGGCUGACGUGAUGCAUGACGUGUGCUUGUAGGCCCCAGGUGCAGGCAGUACGUGUGUGUAACAGUCAGUGUGUGUGUCCUGGCAGAUGAGUGCGGUGGGGAUUACAGAGAACGUCAAGGGAGAUGUGAAGAAGUUUGAGAUCUGGUACAGUGGCAGGGAGGAGGUGUACUUAGUUCAGGUAAGCACUACCUCUGCUUUGUGAAGUGACUGUUUACAUUAUUCAUGCCACCCAGAACCAGCAUAUGUUCACCAGACAAGGACUCUAGACAAUAACCUAGACAUUAACCACCACCCACUGACUUGUUCGUCAUCUGCGUGUUGUUCUGUUCUUUGUUGUGCCUUCUUUGUUGGCAACUUUAUGCCAUGUUAUGUUUUGUUAUGUCUGUCUACAGUGAAAUUUGUGUUACGUUACUGUGAUGCCAUUUUGAAAUCAUGCCUGUAAGAUACAAAUAAAAUGUCUUCACAAGAAAUAAGUAUUCUGUCUAUCUUGUUAUUGUGUUUUGCUACCAUACAGAUGGUUCUAUCCUUAUUCGGACUACAUUUUGGCUCUCAUCGAUCGAGAUUACAACCAGCAGAAAAUGAUACUCCGUCAUAGAGGUAUUGGUCGUACUACAUCACUCCGCACUAUCUAAGGUGGAAUGCAUAUUGACACUUUGUUCGAUACAGUUAUUCAUGUCUCUCAGAGAGCAUUGUGUCAACAACAGUAUCAGAACAAUCAAUCCCGAAUGAGUGUAUGUGGGUGAAAGACGCCUAUGAUGGUUGAGUGGGCAGGCAGAUGUGGCUGUUCAGAUGGUUAUGCAGUGGUGUUGGAGCGUAUCAGAGCGGUAAAAUAAAGAGGAAGAGAAUGUAGGAGUGUUGUAGGUGUUAGGAGGUUGAGGUUUAGGAGGUGGAUGGGGUGGAGGAGGGAGAGAUAGGUGUAGGAGGUUAGGAGGUGUAGUGGUAGGAUGUAGGAGGUUGGAGUGUGGAGGAGGUGUAGUGAGGAGGUGUAGGAGGUGAGUGUGUGUAGGACGUUGGAGGAGGAGGAGGAGGUGGUGUUAGGAGGUUGUAGGAGAGUGGAGGAGGUGAGGUGAGGAGGUGUGGAGGAGGAGGGGUGUAGGGUGUAGGAGGAGGAGGUGGUGUAGGAGGUAGAGGAGGAGGAGGUUGAGGAGGUUGAGGAGGUGAGGAGGAGGAGGUGAGGAGGUGGUUGUAGGAGGAGAGGUGGUGUAGGAGGUGUGUAGGAGGAGGAGGUGCAGGAGGUUGAGGAGGUGUAGGAGGAGGAGGAGGAGGUGUAGGAGGUGUAGGAGGAGGAGGUGGUGGUGUAGGAGGUGAGUUGAGGAGAUGUUGAGGAGGUUGGUGUGAGGAGGAGGAGGGUAGGGGUUGAGGAGGUGUAGGAGGAGGAGGAGGGAGGGUGUUGUAGGAGGUGUAGGAGGAGGAGUGGGUGUAGGAGGAGUAGGAGGUGUGAGGAGGGAGGUGGGUGUAGGAGGUGUAGGAGGAGGGGGGAGGUGUAGAGGUGUAGGAGGAGGAGGUGGUGGUGUAGGAGGAGGUGUGUAGGAGGUGUUUGUAGGGGAGGAGGGUGUGGUGUUUGUUAGGAGGGUAGGAGGUGCAGGAGGAGGUUGUAGGAGGUGUAGGAAGUGGUAGGGAGGUGGUGGUGUUUGUAGGAGGUUGCGGAGGUGUAGGAGGAGGAUGGAGGCGGGAGGUUUGUAGGACGGAGGAGGUGUGGUUGGUUGUAGGAGGUUUGAGGGAUGUUGAGGAGGGUGGUAGGAGGAGGAGGGAGGUGUAGUGUAGGUAGGGGAGGAGGUGGUGGGUGUUGUUAGGAGGUUGUGGAGGUUGUCAGGAGGGUGAGGUUGGUGGUGGUGGUAAGGAGGGUUGAGGAGGGUGGUGGUGUUGGGUUAGGAGGUUGGAGGAGGUUGUUAGGAGGAGGAGGAGGUGUAGGAGGAGGAGAUGGUGGUGUAGAAGGAGGAGGUUGGUGUAGGAGGUUGAGGAGGAGGUGGUGGUGUAGGAGGUUGAGGAGGUGGUGGUGUAGGAGGUUGAGGAGGAGGUGUAGGAGGUGGAGGAGGUGUAGGAGGAGGAGAUGGUGGUGUAGAAGGAGGAGGAGGUUGAGGAGGAGGUGGUGGUGUAGGAGGUUGAGGAGGAGGAGGAGGAGGUGGUGAUGGUGUGUGAAGAGAAGACGUGUGUGAAGGCCCCACUCUCUCCUAUGCUGUCUGGUUGCUGUCCUCCUCCCCCCUCCCCUCCUUCCUUCCCUCCCCCCUGCAGGGGUGUGCGGCCGUCUGGAGGGGCUCCUAAGGGCUGUCUGCCGGGGCUGGACUUUGUCUCGCUGUCCUCCAAUGUCUUUCAGUGUCUGCGCUCCCGGAGUCCACACCCUCGAAGCCCACGGCAACGCCCCCCCCAACCGACCCCGCCCCCCCAACCGACCCCGCCCCCAACGCCACUGACCCGCCCUGACGCUCAGUGGUAAACUCAGCCCAGCUCUGCAUGCCUCGGCCCGGCUCGGCAUGGCCCAUUUGGGGGACCUAAAUCACCCACAGGGCUGCUGUGUUUGCAUACUGACCGUCAUCUGCAACCCCUUUAAUAGCAGACUCCAUUAGGCUCAUAAAUCGCCAGAUGCACUUUUCAUGUCUUGAGAGGCCAAUGUCCCAGCAGACCUUCCAUCUCAGACAUGGUACCCAAAAUGACUGAACCCAUCUUUGCAUGGGAUUUUCAAUUUAGCAUGGAAUGCAAAAAAAAACUCUACAAAACAAAAAACACCUUGAUUUCCUCAUGUUUCCAGCACCAGAACUGCUUCUAAGAUGGGGCUCGCUUUUUCAGAUUGAAUAAAACUAAAAUGACACAAAAUUAUAGUAAUUAUUUCGUGCCCAAAAUAUAGACCACCUAAUACAUUGAUGAACCAGGAUCUUGUUAAAUCGAGACCAGAUCUUUCCAUGCGCCGGCACUUGUCUCCGUGUGAACUUGGUUGCACUUGGUCACAUGGUUGCUAUGCGCUGUGCCCUGUUUUGCUGCGCUGUGUGGCGUUUGGCUGGCGUCUGAAAGGUCAUCGUGGUGGUGUAAAAUUUGUUUGAGAAGUUGAAGAAGUUGCCCUUAACCACAGAUCUAGGAUCAGAUGUUCCUCCUAAAUGAUUAAAGGUUAGAAUUUGGAAAAGCUGAUCGUAGAUCUGUGGCUAAGGGCAGCUUCUACCAGCAUGCCAUAUGAGGUUAGGGAGGAGCACUGAGGUAGUUAAUUGAUUGUAUCGUGUUGUUUCUCCCACAGCAAACAGCAGAGGGCGUCGGUCAGCUCAGAGGACACUGAGUCAGGGAGGAGCAGUCCAGAUCCCCAGUCCCACUCCUCACAACACCGGCGCAACCGACGCAGUGAGUACACCACUACCCCAUAUCUGGUUGCCAGACAACUUCUCGAAAAUGAUGCACUCGCAUCGACAGAGGGCAGAAGGCCUCGCAAUGUUAUGAUUUUGAACGGUCAGAUAGCUAGCAACAAGAAUAUCUUGUUUCAGAUAGUUGUAUCUCGUUAUUGAUACCAUGUCUUGUUUUGAGGUGUUUUGACUUUUCAUCCCUUACGAAAAAAAAUUGCAGUCAGAGUGCAGUAUAUAUAACUGCAGUAUGCUGCAAAUACUGCAUCCAAAAUAAACACCGUUUUUUUACUGCAGUAAUUUUGCAGUGUAACUGCAGUUAGAGUGCAGUAUAAUUAUGUAAUUACUGCGUCCAAAAUACCACAGUCGACUGCAGUUACUGCACUUUUACUGCAAUCUUUUUUUGUAAGGGACGUAUAUGCUAAUAUGGCGAAAAUUCGCUAGCUAGCUAACCAACAACUUAACCGUGUAUUUGAUAGACAACAAGUGGUUAUUGUGGAAAUGUAUGUUUGUUUUCAAUAAACAUUUGGAGAUGUAAUAUAGUUAAUAUGUGGUCAAUAAUCCUUUUGAGUUGACAGUCGUUUUGCCCCAAAGUUGCGCACGCAUCGCUUUUGUUGCUAAACAACCCACCCUUCUAUACCCAUAACAUAAUAAUGUAAAUAGUGGUAACUAUUUGUAAUUAUGGUGAUUGGGUCAACAAUGGUUAUUGGCUCAUGAGAGAUGGCACAUGAAACUCCUCUGAAUUGACGUUUGAUUUAUGUGGUUAUUAAUACAUUUGCAAUCCCGGGUCCCUAAAGAUUCUGGUGUUUCACAUGAAGGAGCAUGGAGGAGCUCUGGGAAAAAAGUAGGGCUGGGAUUUGUCAGGGACCUCACGAUACAAUAUUAUCAUGAUACUUAGGUGCCGAUACGAUAUGUAUUGCGAUUCUAUAUGUAUCACGAUUCUAUAUGUAUUGCGAUUCGAUACUCUGAUUUUAUUGUGAUUCGAUAUUCCAAACAUAUUACUCACUAUAUGUCUGCAGCAGAAAGCCAUGAGAAAAUUUGUUUUGGAGGUAAAAGUUCUCAAAACAAGUUUGCUCACCAAUUAAAACAUUUAGAAAGAAGACCUAUAGGAUGAUAAAUCCCAGAGUUUUAUCGCUGGUACAUCCGACUAGCGCUAACUAACAUUACAAAUCGAUACUUGGGAGUCACUGUUUUGAUAUAAAAUCAGAAAAAAAUAUAUUGCGAUACUCUAUCGUAUGGAUUUUUUUCCCUAUUCCUAGAAGAAAGGCACUGAGAUUAUCAUUUGAUUGUACCUUCUUGUUAAUUACUCAAUUUUUUAUUGCUAUUUAUCGCUAUAGUUACUAAGUAUUCACUUCAGGUAUUUCUGGUACUUCAUUAGGGCACUAUAUAAGGAGAGACAAGCCAAAGCGUACAUAUUACCUCAACUACCUCAACUAGCCGGUGCCCCCGCACAUUGACUCUGCAACGGUACCCCCCUGUAUAUAUAGCCUCCCUACUGUCACUUUAUUUUACUGUAUAUAUAGCCUCCCUACUGUCACUUUAUUUUACUUCUGCUCUUUUUUUUCUCAACACUUUUUUUGUUGUUGUUUUACUCUUACUUUUUUUGUUUAAAAUAAAUGCACUGUUGGUUAAGGGCUGUAAGUAAGCAUUUCACUGUAAUGUCUGCACCUGUUGUAUUCGGCGCAUGUGACCAAUAAAAUUUGAUUUGAUUUGAUUUUGAUUUGAAAUGUAACUCAAAACUAAAAUGUGUGUAAUCUCCAGGCUGGCCCGGCACACCUCACUCAGUAGACAUCAGUGAGGGUCUGGAGGAGUGGGAUGGAGGUCAGGACCCCUCUCACCCGUCAGACACCGAGGAGGAAGACGCUGCUCAGCUGGUGAGACAGGUUCUCUACAACAUCAACACAACCACUCAUACUUAUUAUACACUAACACACUAUGUGGCCUUGGCCCUUACCCAGGACCUUAGAUAUGCUUAUCAGAAAGGCUAAAGGAACCUCUUGAGGCUCCCUAUGUUUAAAGCAUACACUACAUGUUUAAAGGCAUACUCUAGUAGGCUACAGUUCUACAAGUGUAGAUAGAAUGACUUCUACUAGAGCAUAUUACAUUUCUGUCCUCCCAGGCUCCAGGCAGAUAUAAGGCCUUGGCUGAAUGUCCACGAUACAGCCCAUAUGACCUCACCAUCAAGAGCGGUGAUGUCAUCCAGCUGCAGCACGAGGACAGCGAAGGCCACUGGUGA